AUGUCAACCAUCAUCAACUCAGAAGAAUCGGGUCCUGUGGACACCACUCAAGCAGGCACGGCAUCACACACGAGGGCUCUUUAUGAUACUGGCGCCAAAUUGUUUACAAAAUAUACUAUGGCAUGGGUCGCCAAUGAACUCAGGCUCUGUGAGGAAGAUAUGUCGAGUGGUCUUGAGCGACGUAUUGCCACAUUACCGCGUAUCGAUGGAAGCUUUAAGGAACUAGACAUUUCUCUGGUUCCUCCGACACCAUCCCAUGACAAAGAAAGACCUGGUGACUCACACUGUGUGAUUGACUACGUCGGGAUCGAACGCCUCGCAUAUGACGGUGACAACGAGGAUCUCCAGUGUACGGAUCCGUAUUUUCCCAUGACUAUUGAGGUUACCACCAGAACCAACCCUGAUGGUGGUGCUAAUGAACAUGAUAACGAUCAUGAUAAGAAUAAGCACGUGUCCUCUGUGGAUGGACUAUGCGGAGUGUUCUCAGGCAUACGGCGAGUGUGGAUAAGGAGGGAGUUUUGCAAUGAGCUUCGAGCAGUACUCAAUGCAGUGAAGCCUCCUGCCGUCUUAAACAAGAUUUUUGGUGUUGCAUUAGGGUCCCUUUGCGCGGGAACGAAGCUUCAACACCGGGCAAUCUAUCAACAUGCGCUGAUACCCACCAUUCAGUCAAUUCUACUCCAGCGCCGCGUAGUGUCGGUAUCGUGUAAGCGUUAUGUACAAGACCCAGCAUAUACUCAACGAGAUAAAGACGUUUUAUCCCAUCAGGGGCUGGAGGUCCUUGACGAUCCUCACGCUUUCUUGGCGUUGGAUGGUUCUAGCGUUCUAGUCUCAAUUUGCCCUACAAUCUCGGUGAAACAGAUCGUGGCAGAUAUCUGCCGCCCAGGUAUUAUCAUAUGGGCGAGAUUUCCAUAUCAACUGAUGGAUGAUGAUCGAACUUUUUUCCUCGCAGACGAAGAACCGUCAAGGGUAACAGAAAUGCUUGAGAACGAUUACUGCGAGUUCGACUUUCCAUAUCAUGAGUACAUUGAGGCUCCAUUCGGUAUAGCCAUAUAUGUCCGAAAGGGCGCUUGA
This is a messenger RNA of Xylaria bambusicola, 1071 nucleotides long. RefSeq lists its product as uncharacterized. The record is from RefSeq and is a predicted model, not a curated record. NCBI's taxonomy places the organism in Eukaryota, Fungi, Ascomycota, Sordariomycetes, Xylariales, Xylariaceae. Bases 1 to 1071 code for a protein of 356 amino acids. The transcript is spliced from 3 exons.